Molecule: messenger RNA, 5259 nt
Organism: Diatraea saccharalis (sugarcane borer)
Lineage: Eukaryota; Metazoa; Arthropoda; Insecta; Lepidoptera; Crambidae
Source: the annotation of a GenBank genome assembly
AAUACAUGCCGCGACUGCGCAGACGGCAGUAGGCGGCAGGCGGCGCAGGCGCCGACCGCUCGCACCACCUCCCGGAUUCAAAUGUGCCGGCUCAUUUACUGACGCUCUAUAUUUAACCGCUGCGACCAGAUAUCUGCAUGUUCCGCCAAAACCUAGUUAUCUUAAACAUACCAGUGAUGUGAAAAUUGAUAUACAAGUGUUGUCUAUAUCGUCUUCAACUGAAAAUGUGUUGAGUGGAAAUAACAUGUGCUCUAUCUAAUUUAUUGUAGCAUCAGUAGAUUAUAUAUUCCGUUUUCUUUUAACAUCGACAAUCGUCGUGAGUAUCUUGUGUCUAUUUUUCAAUUUUUUGACAUUCUGCCAAAACGAGUUCCAGAAAACCAGAAUACUGCUUGCGUAAAGUUAUUUGUGAUAUUAUUUAAUUUGAGUGAAACUAUUUCAGAAAAAUGAAUCCUCCGUCGGCAUUAUACGGAGCUAUGAGUCGAGAUAAAAAGCCUUUUACUUAUACCCCGGGAGGGUUGGAUCUUUCAGAGAUCAAAUCUGAACGUAUGGCAAAAAGAUUAAUGAGAAAUGCUAUGAAUCAAGGUGUGCCCGAAGUUACUAUUCCACAAGUACAAUCACCACCAGCGAAUCCAAUGGUUGUUCCAAACUUUAACUGCUUACCAGUUCAGGUCUUUCCAACAAUUAAUUUACCAGCCAAUCCAAAGUCUUUAUUACGUACUAGAAGUAACCCAGAGCAUCCAAAAGAAGCACUUGUUCAAAGAGUACCUCAACAAACAAUAUUAUCUAAACCGAAAACAGAUGAGACUCAAAAGAAUUAUAAUUACUCUAACUAUCAAAGACCUUCAUCGAUGUAUGAACCCAAUGCAAACACUUUAACAAAAACAAAUAAUAAUAAUAAUAAUUUAAUGGAAUCAUAUCUGCCAGAAAUUAGUUAUGAAGCAGAAUAUUUUCAGACAGCGCCACGAAAUUAUUCAGAAGAUAAACAAGCAAUAGGUUUUCAAAACAAAACUAAUAUGGAAUCAGUUCCAAACCAUUUUCAAGAAACUAUUAAUGAUCAUAGUGCUAACAAAACAAUCGUAAAGGAUACCAAAGAGAGUCGAAUUAACAAUGAAAUUAUAGAAAGAUCCUUAUCACAAGUUGAAAAUAAAAGUGAAUCGACACAGGCGAUAAGAAAAAAGAAUAAUGAAGUUAAUUGCGAGCAAACCAAAAAUUUAUUCGAACACAUAGACUCGAGAGAAAGUCACAUGGAAAAAUAUUUGCAGGCAGAUGUAAUAAUCGACAAUAACAGUGGUUUACAAAACAAAUCAGUAAACAUGACUCCACAUUUUAGUGAUUCUUCAACUGUUCUAGAUUUUUCUAUUGAACCUCUAACCAUUAAUGCUUCACCAACAGAAUCGAUAGAAACAAAAUGCUUGAUAGAAGAAUCAAAAUCUGAUAAUGAACAGAAAGAAGUCAAGGUGGUUAAAAAACAAAUCAAGAAAGAAAGUAAAACUGAAAUUCAAAAUGGAGAACAGAAUGGAGAUGCUGCCGUGGAGGCGGAGCUUACAGUAAAAUUACCUUCAAAAAAAUCUGCUGCUAAGACUGAAACUAAAGUGGAAGUUGUAAAAAAACAAUUACCCGAUGGCAGUAUAGAAGAAAUAAAAACAACUACGACAAAAACCACAAUAGAUGGCAAAAUUAAAAUAUCUACUAAGACUGAAACAACUAUUAUACCAAAACAAGAAGAAGAAGAAGAAGAAGUAGAAGAAGUGGAAGAAGAGGAGGAAGAAGAAAAUGAAGUCGCUGAAAUAGAGGAAGUUAAAAAAAAUAAUGCUAAUGAGGUUGAGAGAAAAGAAGUUGUCGAAACGGCAGAAAGUCCUGAUGUUGAUAAAAAGAAAGAUUCAGUAAUUACUACUGAAGAACGGUCCGAAACUCAAACUACAAAGAAAGUAACUGUUGUUAAACAAGAACCUGAAGAAGUAGAGGAAGAAGUAGUUGAAGAAGAAGAAGAGGAGGAAGAAGAGGAAGAGGAGGAAGUCAAAAUAGCAGAAUCAAAGCCAGUUGUUGUUGAAAUGAAGCCUAGUAAUCAACAGGUUGAGGAAGACGAUGUUGAAGAAGAUGAAGAAGAAGUGGAAGAGGAAGUAGUACCAAAGAAGCAAGAACAGGAUUUAAAAAAAGUUGAGGUUAAAGAAGACGAAAAUGUGGAAGAAGAAAAGCAAGAAGAAGAGGAAGAGGUAUUGGAAGAAAAAGAAGAACAAAAAGUAAUCAAAAAGGAAGUGAAAAAUGACGUAGAAGUUGAGGAGAAUAAUGAAGAGGAAGAAGUAGAAAAUGAGCAAAAAGUUGAAAAAAGGGAAGUAGUUAAUCAAAGUAAAGAAGAUGAAGAAUCAGAAUAUACCGAAGAAGAAUAUGAAUCUGAAAAAGAAGAAACACCAGCAAAUGAAACUAAACAACCAAAAACUGAUGUCGAAGAACCGAAAAAAGAGCCCGAGUCACCAAAAAUAGAAGAAAAGGAAGAUGUACCUGUUUCGGAGGAAAAAGAAAAGAUGGCAGCAGAAACUGACAAACCAGCAGAAAAAUCAAUACCGCUUCGGGAACCUUCGGUCCCUCUUGAUAAAGUAGAAGAUGUAGAAAUUAAACCUAUAUCACUUAGUGGAGCCCCAAUAAACGAAUCUUUUACAAAAUCUAUCACAAAAAACACUGAAAUUACAACAACAGAAAGACCAACCGGACCUUUGAGUACUCAAACUGAAUACAACAGGAUAGAAAAUAUAGUAACAGUGAACCGAACCACAAAAACUCUAGAUCACUCAUAUGAGCAACUUACACAGCAUGGUGUUCCAACUGUAAAAACAUAUUUUGCUCCAUCUAGAGAAAGAGUGUCAACUUCUCCUCAACCUUCUAAACCAUACCAGCCAGUAUAUCCACCUUCUUCAAAUCAACCAACUGAAAGGCGUCACAGUUUGCUUUUAGAAAGACUAAGUACCGAGCGACAGAUGCCUACAUCCGAUAUUUACCAAAAUUAUCAGUACAAUACCCAAAGUUAUGAACAGCAAAAACAGUGGUCUCAGGAACCUCAAGCUGAGGUCGUGACUGUUAGUAAUGUAAAACCGAGUAAAAUCACGAACCAACAAUGGUAUCAAAACCAAGAUAAUGUUCUUUACAAUAAUGUUGCUCCUACAACUCCUGCUAGUCAAAUUUGGAAUCAACCUUCCUUCCAAACACAGCCUUCACCUCAACCUCAAUCACAACCACAAACUCAAACACAAUAUCAGCCUUCAUAUACAGAUAACUCUACCAAUACAUAUCAACAAAAUAAUUAUCAAACUUAUACACCUAAACCCACAUGGGCUACUAGUAAUUUAGUUAACAAAGAUACAUUAUCCAGUUCAAUAAAUAAUCAAGAAAAUCAGUACUCCUUUCUCAAUCAAAACUCAUCACAGUCAUAUAAAAAUACCACUGAACAAUAUUCAUCAUCCUAUGUUCCUCCUCCAUGGGAACAGGAUGCAAGAUAUGUACCAGAUACUUCAAAUCAAACACAGUAUCAACCACCAACUCCAACUACAUACACUCCUAAUAUAAACCAAGGAUGGAACCCUCCUCUGCCAAAAAGUAAAUACAGUAAAACACCUCCGACAUCUUACAUCCCACCUGCACCAAAUCAGUCAUUUGUUAAGCCCGUAAACACCGUGGAACCACCUAAAGUUCCAGGUAAGAAAACCUACUAUAGCGAAUAUGAACGACGUUAUAUAACUGUUCCAGAGAGCAAUUAUGUCCCUGGAGAAACUAAGUUCCAACCUCAGCCUGAUCCAUCACCUCAAUAUUAUUACGAUAAUAACGAGCCCACUGACACUGUAGAGCCUCAAUGGCGUAAGGAGCUUAGAGAAUUCACAGAAAAAACUUCACAGACGCAACACUCUGAGCACAUUUCUGUAAAACCACCUUGGGAGGAAGAUUCUACAUAUGCAAAAGCGCCUCCUGUGACGUAUACACCUACACCUUCGUGGAGUCAAACAUUAAGGCCACGAUCAUGGCGCGAGAGAAGCUUUGAGUCGGAGUAUGUUGGAUCUCAAGAAACCCAGAAGACAAGUACAUUGGGAAGGGGUCGCCCUCUUAGUAGUUAUGGAAAAAGUCAAAUAGAAACUAUCCCCGAAAGGCCCAGAGGUGUUUCGGUUGAUAGGUACAACCCGAACAAUUAUCAAUCUCCGAUUCCUGCAGAGCACCCCCCGGUGCAAUCGCACACCCUAAACGUGAUUCCGCAGGCUAAGAGCUAUCAUAAUCCCAAUGUGCCGGCUUAUCAUUCGUCUCGUGCUUCAGCUGAACCAAGAGAGCAACCAGUAGUCUAUCAACAACCACGCCAACAUUGGGGAGAUUCUCGUGCCAGCCCGCUUCAGUCAAGAUCCUUUAAAUACCUCCAGUGGAUAACUGGAACAGACAAUUAAAAGUUAACAAUCAUUAAUUUUAAGUCUUAUGGUUAUAUUUAUAAGUACUCCUAUUGGCUACUGCUACUACUGUGACAUUUAUUUUAAAUUCUUCACGAUCCUAAAAUUCUUCUAUGGAAUUUGAAGUGAUUUUGUGAAGCCAAAAUAGUGUACACUGAAAUAGCUAUGUAGUAGAUAUAGUUGUUGUAAGGUUGUAAAAAUUCGAAGGCAACGAACAGAUCGAUUGAAUGUUUGUAUAAGAUAGUGAGUAAGCUUUUUAUCUUUAUCUUACGACUGUAAUUAAUUUUUCCUAACUUAAAUAAUAUUUAAUAUUAUCAAUUUAAAUCGGACCUAUAUGUACGUACUAAAAUGGGUGUUGAUGAUUUUAAUAAUCAUGUAGAUUCUUUUUAUUGUAACCUUUAUUGGUACUGUUUCUUAAUGUGAUAUUUCUAUUAAAUUUGCUAACCUAGUCAACGAGACAUUGAUUGUCGCUAGUCUGUUAAUGUAAUUUUGAACCUUAAAUAUUUGCAUUUCUGCUUGAGUUUUCUUUUAACAAAGUAUGUUUAUUUAGUUAUAAGUAUUAUGAUCAUUAAUUAUUAAUUUUGCGUGUACGAUGUUACAUUACGUCUUUUAACUAAAAACGUUUCAUGUGCAUACUUGUACACGGUCUACGCUUUAUUUAUUUGAUGUAAUUUAUUUUUGUCUCUUCGUUUUCUCAUUGCUCUAUUGUGUGCAAUAGAUAUAUUGUUUCUAUUCAGAUAUUAAAUUAUUUGUUAGACAGUAAGUCAUAACGGUUUUUUAUUAAACUUUAUGUUAUCUGUGUCAUUACUGUUGAUUUUUGUUUAAUAAAACUUAAAACUUU